Fusarium redolens is the source of this 1905-nucleotide messenger RNA. Its product is annotated as Mdm33 family-domain-containing protein. The record is from RefSeq and is a predicted model, not a curated record. Lineage: Eukaryota; Fungi; Ascomycota; Sordariomycetes; Hypocreales; Nectriaceae. Gene Ontology annotation, biological process: inner mitochondrial membrane organization. The transcript has a single exon. Gene Ontology annotation, cellular component: mitochondrial inner membrane. Bases 344 to 1813 code for a protein of 489 amino acids.
CGACUUGACUGUCGUCAUUGUCAUGACUCUCAGGAACUGCAGGACAUGAAUAGUGCUCCUCCACACCCUGUUCUCCCUGUAAUUGCACUGGAAUAUAGCUCCCAAAGACCCUGGGUCGAACUCAAUAGCGUUUCCCAGCAAGGACCCUGGCUGAGGGGAGAAAGGCGGUGACUCUAUUCGGCCUUGCUCCGACGGCAGAAAACACCCCGGCUACGGAGCCGGCUGUAGCUUUCUCGGCUCGGCCCAUGCGUUCGUUCCAUCAUCUCAACAAUUGUUGCCGAGCCACAAGUCCAUUCGUCCACCCACGACGUCGCCGCUGCUAUAUACGCUUCCUUUGGUCGCAAUGCAGCCGUUUGCUCGUCCUGCGGUUCGGCUUGUCUGGAGCCAUGCGCGAUUUGGGCUUGAUCGAUCCACGAGGCCAGGCAGGUCUUGCUGGGGACCGUCAAUAGUGCAGAGCUCAACAAUAUGUAUCCGAUGCAAUUUUCAAGCCAUUGGCCCUCGAGCAAGACUCUAUUCGACAGAGCGACCACCGAGAGAUUCCGAGAAGAGCUCAAGGACAAAUAAAGAUGUCGAGGAUGAGCUUGAAUCCAUACUCAAACCUCGGCCAAACCUUUUCAAAGAGCUUCAACCGCCUCGCGAUAUACCCAAGUUGGAAGACGUCAAAUCUACCAAUGCGACUUCCGAAAGCGCCGCACCUAAAGACACAAAAUCCGAGCUACCCAAGGCCGAGACAGAACCUGCAAACUCUAUCGAUGAAUCCUCCCAAUCACAAGCAACAUCAGGUAUUCAAAACCUACGACACCUUACCCUUAACCGUAUGAACGAAUUAAAGGAGAGGUUUAGUGGUGCUAUGGAUAGACUGCAAUCCCGAGCAAUGAAUGCCUCGCAAACACUCAACGAUAUUACCGGUUAUACAGACAUCGAGGCCAUCAAGCAUCAAAAUGCCAAGCUAGAGGCAGACCUUGCAGCAGCUCAUGAGCGGGUCCGUGAGGCUCGUCAGGAAUACAAGACGUCGAACGCUAGUCGUGCGACAACACAACGUGAAGUCACAACACUAUUGGCGCGGAAGGAUAGCUGGUCUCCCAUGGAUCUUGAACGCUUUACCGAGUUAUAUCGAGCGGACCAUACAUUGGAGGGCAAGGUCGCAUCGUCCCAAGAGGCUCUAACAGAAGCUGAGACGGAGGAGCAGCGGCUUAGCCAACAGCUCAAUGCCGGAAUCCUGAAACGCUAUCAUGAAGAACAGAUUUGGAGCGAUCGCAUCCGACGGGCAAGUACUUGGGGUACCUGGGGCUUGAUGGGAAUGAACUUCCUUCUGUUCGUUAUCCUACAAUUCGUGGCAGAGCCCUGGAAGAGAAGGAGGCUGGUCAGGGGUGUUGUGGCUGAGGAGAAGGCUGUUCUCGAGGAGGUUCGUGGUGAGUUAGAACAGGUCAAGCUGGCUAUCGAGAACCAAAAGUCUUUGUCAGCGAUUGAAGGAACCCCAGAGACUGAGGCCGAGGCAAUUGCUGAAGCCGUGGCGUCAGAGAACGUGUUGCCGGGUGAGAGCCUCAUGGUGGAUGAUACAAAAGCCAGCCAGGAACCUGUUGCCGCCUUUGAAUCAGCGGCUGAAGCGCCUCUUCGAGAAAUGCCUCCUACGAGGACAUGGCAAGAAGCUCUCAUGGAUCCAGAAUGGUGGAGAGCCAAAUCACAAGAUAUCUACAGCGAGCGACGGAUAGAUCUUCGCAUGCGAGACGUUUCAUUAUUGGUGUUGGAGGGCGCAUUAGCUGGAGCUGUGUUUACAGGAAGUAUUGCGCUACUUAUGAUUCGAAGAUCAUGACAAGAUGUAAAAUAGAUAUAAAGCUUAUCAUCAUAUACUACUAUAAUAAAACUGUACAUUCUCGUUGAAGCAGAACGUUGAACGGUUUUUCG